Molecule: messenger RNA, 4722 nt
Organism: Cynocephalus volans (Philippine flying lemur)
Lineage: Eukaryota; Metazoa; Chordata; Mammalia; Dermoptera; Cynocephalidae
Gene: CNNM4
Product: cyclin and CBS domain divalent metal cation transport mediator 4
Exons: 8
Coding region: 1-2391 (796 amino acids)
Biological process (GO): magnesium ion transport; magnesium ion homeostasis; intracellular manganese ion homeostasis
Cellular component (GO): cytoplasm; plasma membrane
Molecular function (GO): sodium ion transmembrane transporter activity; magnesium ion transmembrane transporter activity
Source: RefSeq, a predicted model, not a curated record
AUGGCGCCGGUGGGCGGGGGCGGGCGCCCGGGCGGAGGGCCGGCCCGAGGGCGCCUCCUCCUGGCGGCGCUGGUGCUGCUGGUGCCGCUGUGGGCGCGGGGGGCCCGGGGCCACGGCAACUCCCAGUGGGGCGCGAUCGUGGGCAUGAGGCUGGAGAGCUGCAACAAGUCGUGUGGGAUGAAUCCGGAUGGCACCAUCUUCGUGUCCGAGGGCAGCACCGUGAACCUGAGGCUGUACGGCCUGAGUCUGGACAACAUCUCCAGCAACCUGAUCUCCUUCACCGAGGUGGACGACGCCAAGACCGCCCACGAGUCCACCAACUGCCUGGAGCUCACUAAGGACCUGGUCGUCCAGCAGCUGGUCAACGUGAGCCGCGGGAACACGUCCGGGAUGCUGGUGGUGCUCACCAAGUUCCUCCGGAGGAGCGAGAACAUGAAGCUGUAUGCACUGUGCACCCGGGCCCGGGCUGACGGGCCCUGGGUAAAGUGGAUGGACAAGGACUCACUGCUCUUCAUGGUGGAGGAGCCUGGGAGGUUCCUGCCCCUCUGGCUGCACAUCCUGCUCAUUAUGGUGCUGCUAGUGCUGUCGGGCAUAUUUUCUGGCCUCAACCUGGGGCUUAUGGCCCUGGACCCCAUGGAGCUGCGCAUCGUGCAGAACUGUGGCACUGAGAAGGAGAGGAGUUAUGCCCGCAAGAUCGAGCCCAUCCGGAGCAAGGGCAACUACUUGCUCUGCUCGCUGCUCCUGGGGAAUGUGCUGGUCAACACCUCCCUCACUAUCCUUCUAGACAACCUCAUUGGGUCUGGCCUCAUGGCGGUGGCCUCCUCCACCAUAGGCAUUGUUAUCUUUGGGGAGAUCCUACCUCAAGCUCUGUGCUCCCGGCACGGGCUGGCUGUGGGUGCCAACACCAUCAUUCUCACCAAAUUCUUUAUGCUUCUCACCUUUCCGCUCAGUUUCCCCAUCAGCAAGCUCCUGGACUUUGUUCUGGGCCAGGAGAUUGGCACCGUUUACAAUCGGGAGAAGCUGAUGGAGAUGUUAAAGGUCACAGAGCCGUAUAAUGACCUCGUGAAAGAGGAGCUAAAUAUGAUCCAGGGUGCCCUGGAACUACGGACCAAAACCGUGGAGGAUAUUAUGACCCAGCUCCAAGACUGCUUCAUGAUCCGCAGCGAUGCUGUCCUGGACUUCAACACGAUGUCAGAGAUUAUGGAAAGUGGCUAUACCCGCAUCCCAGUGUUUGAAGAUGAGCAAUCCAAUAUUGUAGAUAUUCUCUAUGUCAAAGACUUGGCUUUUGUGGACCCCGAUGACUGCACCCCCCUCAAGACCAUCACCCGCUUCUACAACCACCCGGUGCACUUCGUUUUCCAUGACACCAAGUUAGAUGCCAUGCUGGAGGAGUUCAAGAAGGGGAAGUCCCACCUGGCCAUCGUGCAGAAGGUGAACAAUGAGGGCGAGGGCGACCCCUUCUACGAGGUCCUGGGCCUGGUCACGCUGGAGGAUGUCAUUGAGGAGAUCAUCAAGUCCGAGAUCCUGGACGAGUCGGACCUGUACACUGACAACCGAAGCCGGAAACGGGUGUCUGAGAAGAGCAAGCGCGACUUCUCAGCCUUCAAGGAUGCUGACAAUGAACUCAAAGUGAAAAUUUCACCUCAGCUGCUUCUGGCUGCUCACCGCUUCCUGGCCACGGAGGUCUCCCAGUUUAGCCCCUCCCUGAUAUCAGAGAAAAUCUUGCUGCGGCUGCUCAAAUACCCAGAUGUCAUCCAGGAACUCAAGUUUGACGAGCACAACAAGUACUAUGUCCGCCAUUACCUGUACACCCGAAAUAAGCCAGCCGACUACUUCAUCCUCAUCCUGCAGGGGAAGGUGGAGGUGGAGGCAGGGAAGGAGAACAUGAAGUUUGAGACGGGCGCCUUUUCCUACUAUGGGACCAUGGCCCUGACUGCAGUGCCCUCUGUGCCUUCAACCCAGGUCGGGUGUCCGCCUGGCAAGCGGAACUCCCUGCUCUCGUGGCUCUCAGAACGCUCCCCAGCCCACCCCACACCUCUCAGCCGCUCAGCCUCCCUCAGUAACCCAGACCGCACGGAUGUCUCGGCCACAACACCCUUGGCUGGCAGCAGCAACCAGUUCGGCAGCUCCAUCCUGGGCCAGUACGUGUCUGACUUCAGCGUUCGGGCGCUCAUGGACCUGCAGUACAUCAAGAUCACUCGGCAGCAGUACCAGAAUGGGCUGCUGGCCUCACGCAUGGACAACAGCCCUCAGUUUCCCACGGAUGGGUGCACCGGCCGCGGGGAGAACUUGGCUGAGAAGUUGGAGCUGCCUGUGGUGGACGAGACCACCACUCUUCUCAAUGAGCGCAACUCCUUGCUGCACAAAGCCUCCCACGAGAGUGCCAUCUGACAGGAGGGCCUGGGGCCCCCCGCCCACCCUGCGGGGGCCUCCCCAGUGGGCCCAAGUGAAGCGAGCCUGUUAGGCCAGAAGGGAUAAAGAUAGACGGCCUGUCUGACUGAGUGGCCAGAUGGCCCCCAGCUUGUGGGGAUCUGGCUUCUGACAGGGACCUCCGCCCAGCCCUGCACUGGUGGGGCAGUGGGCCAGCGACCAUGAGCAAUGGCUGUUUUUUACCGAGAGAAUUUCUAAACUAGGCUCAUUGUUCCUCUUUUGAAAUAUCAUUUUGGGAAGGGAAGACAGGGUUAAGGAACUUUUUUUGUUUUUCCCCAAAAAGACUUUAAAAGGGGUAGGUUUUCUAACCCUGGGAAGCAAUAGCCAUAAUCUGCUCCCAGCCAUGUCCUUCUAGCUUGUGUCCCUAACUCAGGGUGCCCAUUCUUUCUCCUCUGCCUCCUCUUCCUCCAGAGGUGGGAUCCCAGAGCCUGCUGGAGGAGCUUGUCAUUUAGGAGGAAGACAGCUCUUCCCAGGAAGCAAAGAACCAAAAGGCAUUGAGAUCAGCUGCUGGGAGACAUGCGCCGAGGCUUAUCUGAUGUUGCUGAGGCCAAGGUCUUCUGGGUACUGUGCAAGAGACAGGAUAAGGCCAGCCACAGAGAGGAGCACACCUGCUCCUGUCAACUGCUGGACCUAGGAAUCUCCUGGAACUCUGCCGAUGGCCUCUCCUGGUGAGUCGGGACUCGGCUGAGGACGCUCCCCCCUGCCUCCCAUCUUCUUGGACAAUUCCCCCCUUGUAAAGGGGCUGACUCAGAGUGUUAGGCAGGGUCUUGGACCUUUAUGAUUGCUUACCCCUGCUCCCCAGGCCCUGCCCUCACUUUUACCAAAGGUUGCUCCCUCAGAGGGGAGGGCAUCUUUAUUAGAGGUGACUUGUCUGGGUCACUCCUUCCAGUUCUAGGAGUGAAUCUGGUCAUUGGCCUCUGCGUUGUUAACAGUCAAUACCACCCAUCCUCAUCCCACAAGGAGAGUCAAGGCUCAGUUGUUGACCCAUGAAGCUCUUCUUUCCAGACUCCCUAUUUCUAAUCCCAAAACCCCAGUCCCACUUGGGGGAUGGAGACAAGAGGACAUGUUGAAAGCCACUGAAGCAGGUUCUUUAUGCUCUUUCCUCUGUGGCUGGCUGAUGCUCACCUGACCUCGUUCACCCACUUGUGGAACCCCAGGAAAGGAGGAUUCCACCUAAAGGCAUGCAGCUGGCAGUCCCCUUUCCCCAUGUCUGCGUGAUCUUAGUGUGAGAGAUCAUGCCAGCCUUUGCUGAAGUUAGUGGUACUUUACCCCAUGUGAAAUCCUGCCUCAGCACCUUUUCCUUGGGGCUGAAUCAGGCCCUGCUGCAGAGCUCCAGGCUUCCCACUGUGGGGGAGGCUGUGGGACCAAGGUCCACAUUGACCCUUCUGUUGGGUGGAAGAGGAGCUGGGGCUCGAGGUCCAGGUGAGGGAAACACUGCAGGCCUUCUGCCUGAGUACUAUUUAUUCACUCCUUUCCUCAACCAGUGGAAUCCUGUCACCCCAAGUGCUCUGCUCUCCAGGUGCCUAGAGAAUCCUAACUCUUGGGACCAGGAAAUGUCUUGCACCAAGCAUGCCUGCCCCUGGCCAGACUGAGGUCUUCCCCAGUCAUAAAAUUUACUCCUAGAAGCCUGGAGGGAAGGUGGUAAAUUAGCCUGUGGUUCUCAGCUAAAAGGAAAAAAGACACCAGACCUUUGUUCCCUGUUAGGGGAAAACCUUAGUUUUCUACUGGAGCAGCUUGCUCCUGAGUCCUCACAGGAGAUGGCCAAGUUGUGCUCCUGAGAGACCUGAGUGCCAGGUGGAGCAAAAUGCAUUGGCCCUAACCAAGUGGUAUGUGUGAAGCAAAAGGAGCAGGUGCCCGCACUUCUGCAGCUACCUCUUUGCACACACAGUUAUGACCAACAGAUGGUCCCUCCUCUCCCCUCCUUUCCCCAUUUACAAUCACUUCUUGCAGGGGGUCAUAAUUAUUUCUAAAUAUUACUGGUCCGAUGACUUCCUCCUCCCAGUGCAAUUUUUUACUUCCUAUUUCAACCUCUGGUUCCUGGGCUGAGCCAUACCCUGGAACUGGCCCACCCCAUCUGACUUCCCGUGUAAGGGAGACCUUUGCAAAUGGCAUCCGAAUGGGUAGGCAAGCCACAGCUACCAUAGCAAAUAACUCAUAUUUAUUUUGCAUAAGAUUUUAAUUUGUAUAUUUUUGUGAUUUACUUUGGCAUUGUUAUGAGUUUGACUCUCGGGGAGUUUUGUUUUAUGACUCUUGUGUCUUUUGUCACAAAACAAUGAUAAUAUUUGCUAAACA